Molecule: messenger RNA, 1620 nt
Organism: Pocillopora verrucosa
Lineage: Eukaryota; Metazoa; Cnidaria; Anthozoa; Scleractinia; Pocilloporidae
Product: ankyrin repeat and SOCS box protein 13-like
Biological process (GO): positive regulation of protein catabolic process; protein ubiquitination; intracellular signal transduction
Molecular function (GO): protein binding
Source: RefSeq, a predicted model, not a curated record
AACAAAUAUGGCCGCGAGGGUAAAGUGAAGGGAACAGUGAGCACCCCUAUAUAGCACUUAACUUUGUGCUCCAGAAGUCAUGGGUCAGAGGUACACACUAUUCUUCACAGCACGUGAAGGCCGUGAAGAUGACUUGCGGUGGGCCCUCCAUGACAGGAAGAUCUCCCCUGACCUGAGAGACCCAGACACAAAACAGACAGCUCUUCAUCUAGCUGCCGCCAAGGGUCGUGUGGGUUGUGUGAAGCUGCUUGUGGAUGCUGGAGCAAAACGAAAUGUACAAGAAAAAGAUGGUCUUACUCCGCUGCAUCUGGCUGUUUAUCAUGGCUAUGUCAAAUGUGUGAGUCUACUGAUAGAUCAUGGGGCAGAUGUGAACUGUACAUCAAGGUUUGGUAGCACCCCCUUACAUCAAGCGGCAUAUUUUGGACACUGUGAUUGUGCGGCUGUGCUGCUGGCUGGUGGUGCUUUGGUUAAUGUGGAAGAAGCAUGGGGUCAGACGCCCUUAUUUCUAGCAGCGCAAAGAGCUCAUAGUGACGUUGUAAGGCUUCUGUUAGAGUAUGGAGCAUGUGUAAACCAAAGAGAUAAAGCUCAUUACAAGACAGCCUUACACGUGGCGUGUGAAGCUCAGAAUGUCGCUUGUGUCCAGUAUUUACUUGACGCUGGGGCAGAUCCCAAUGUCCAGGCUGAGAGUGGCCUGACUCCUCUGCAUAUUGCCCUGAGAGGGGAGGAGUCGGGACCAUUGUCACACCUUUUGAUAGAGUAUGGCGCUCGAAGUGACGUUGUAGAUGACAGCGGUAAUUCAGCGGAGACUCUCGUCCAAUCACUGCUGACUCGUUACGGGAAUGGUCCAAAUAUGGAAACAGUUUUAUCAUAUCAGCAACUUUUGGAAUUAUUUUGGGAAAGCCACGGAAAACCCAUAAGUCUGAAACGCCUUUGUCGUCUUUCCAUCCGCAAGUUGCUGUCUCCCUGUCGUAUUGAUAUUAUCAAUUCUCUGAACAUUCCUUCCUGCCUCAAAUUGUACAUUUUAAACGUUGUUCAGUGCAAGAAUGUGGACACUAUGAUGUCAAAUUAAUUUCCAAUUUGUACAGUCAUAAUUUAUUACUGAUGGGUGUGCAGUGAGGAAUAAACAUCCUCACUUAGUUGACUUCAAGCGCUAUACUCCUCAGUUUUCCCCUUGGAAAACGAUCUUAGAGUUUUAUUGUUAAUAGGAUACUAUUUCUUUCUAUCUUUUUUUUAGAAUACCUGUAUUAGUUAUCGAUAGAUUUUAUCCCCACGAAAAGUAUAGAUGGUCAAUUUUGCGGUGAAAAACAAUUUUUGGUUUGCGUGUUAAAACUUUCACCUCUAGUAACUUGAUGAAAAUUCUCCUUACAGUCUGCCAUUCAUUUUCUGCAAAGUUUGUUCUAAGAAUUUGGUAUUGGAUCAACUAUUCAUCCCAUUAUUGAUAAUUUUCUUUAUUCUCAUCACUUGGCUGCUUGACGUUGUUUUGAUAUUGUAAGGAGAAAUUCUGUCUUGGUUACUUCCUGGAAAUGAAAGGCGUAAUAGAGAAAAUUCCUAUCUGUCUCUCUCGUGUGUAGCACGUGAUUAACCAUAAAUUUGUAAAAAUUAAAACAUUGUUCACGAUAA